This is a messenger RNA of Nezara viridula (southern green stink bug), 664 nucleotides long. The record is from the annotation of a GenBank genome assembly. NCBI's taxonomy places the organism in Eukaryota, Metazoa, Arthropoda, Insecta, Hemiptera, Pentatomidae.
ACACGUAUGGGAAAUUUCAAACAGUAUAUAUUUUUGUUUGGGAGAAUAAUUAAAGUUGCAGUUCAGUGUGGAUGUAUAGGACAUUGUGCAUUUGAAUAUGUUGGUAACUUAGUUUUGUGUACUGGAAGGUCAAUGGAACCCACAUUACAUCAUAAUGAUGUAGUAUUCUCUGACCAUAUUUCCCCCAAAAUUAGAGGAAUUAGAUAUGGCGACAUUGUGGUUGCUAACUCAGUUACUGAUCCUAAGUUAUUCGUGUGUAAAAGAGUUACCGCCCUAGAAGGUGAUGUGGUGGUUUAUUACAAUAGAUAUGUUUUUGUUCCAACAGGACAUGUUUGGUUAAAAGGCGAUAAUAAAGACAAUUCCAGUGAUUCCAGAGAUUUCGGACCAGUUCCUCUUGCUUUAAUUAGAGGUCGCAUUGUAUGCCGUGUAUGGCCAUUAAGCACUUUCUGUAUGUUUUGGUGAUAUUCAUCUCCUGAAUCAGAAUUAAUAUUUAAGUCUUAAAAAUGAAAUCCAAAGUAACCAUUAUUUUAUUUAUGUUUAAGUUUAUUUGUUCCUUGAACCAAAGUAUCAAAAAUAUAUUUUCUUUAAAAUUUUAAUAAUUUUAAAUUUUAUAGUGUUAAAAAAAAUUUAGUAAAUGUUUACAUAAAUGAAAAAUGUUGCCACC